UCGGAGUUAUUAUCCUUUCCUCAUAAAACCGCGAAUCUCAAGGGCCGAUGUAACGGUCCAUUCUCGUUCACCCUCCCAUGGCUGAGGAGACAAGAGAGAAACUGAGAUGCUCUCUUUGGUUCUUCCUUCUUACUGUCCAUCUCUCUGUCUCCUCCUUCCUACAAAUCUCACUUCCUUCCCUCCGGUUUUUACUUGUUAAAUGGGACGGAGAAGAGUAGAUUAAGUAAGGCAUUUUUUAUAGAGAAAACGAACAGGCCCUCGUAGUUGCCGUUUCUUGAUGUUCGGUCUAGCUCAGUAUAUGGAUUUUAAGUCUCUUUCCGAAGAAUCUCUCCCCCGAUUUGUCUCCCCCACCUCUUUCGUCCGCUUCACCGGAAUCUGAGGGACGCCCUUUGGACGGAGUCACGAAGGAGAGGCUGUAAAAUUUCUUGAGAUCUUACUGGGUAUCGCAGUAAAUGGUCUCGGGUUGACGUUUUCCAUGUUUUGACGCGUCAUUGGUACUUCGUUUUUCUUAUUGGUUUUAUACCUGGGAAUGAAGGUUCGCGAGCUUUGUAGCAGAGCUGGAUUUGAUGUCAAUGCUGUUGCCGGGGCUCGAGCUUUAGGGUUCUCGUCGUUUCUUUUCUGCAUUUCUCUUCGAUUUCUUGUGGGGAGUGGACCGUUGGGUAGGAAAACAAGGGAUUGCUUUUCAUUCCACGUUAUUUUUUUUUGCGUUUUUUGAUAUGUGGGGAGGGUUAGAUUGAAAUGGGGGAGACCAUUUGCGGAGUAGAGGUUGAAAGAAAUGAAUCUUGAGGUCUUCUUUCCGGGGAUGUAGUGAAUGUAGAGAGCUUGGAAGCGGACGCUAAUGUUUAUCUGGGGGACUCUGUGUCACCAUGCCGAGCAUACGUCCGCCAGCAUCGAAACAAACUGCGACGUUGACGGUUGCGGUGAAAUGCCGGCCGUUAACUGACGCAGAACGCAAAAGGAAUCGCAAUAUUGUCCGAGUUACUGAUGAUAAGGGAGUUGUUGUUCUUGAUCCUGAUGAAUCAAAGCAUUACCUGGACCGAAUUCAGAAUCGGACUAAGGAAAAACGAUACUCGUUUGACUAUGCAUUUGCGCCUGGAUGUACGAACACGGAUGUUUACAGGAAUAUAUCGUCAAUAAUUGCUGGCAUAGUUCAAGGUCUGAAUGCCACUAUAUUUGCUUAUGGCUCAACUGGGAGUGGCAAAACAUACACCAUGGUUGGUACUCAUCAGGAUCCUGGAUUGAUGGUUCUUAGUCUGCGAACGAUAUUUGAUCUGAUUGAUAAAAAUAAAAGCACAGAUGACUUUGAAGUCACAUGUUCUUAUCUUGAAGUUUACAAUGAGGUUAUAUAUGACUUGCUUGAGAGGUCAUCUGGCCACUUGGAAUUGAGAGAAGAUCCUGAACAUGGAAUAACAGUUGCUGGUCUGAGAAGCGUAAAGGUUCAUUCUGCUGAUAAGAUUGUUGAACUACUGAAUUUGGGGAACGGUAGACGGAAAACAGAAAGCACUGAAGCAAAUGCAACAUCUUCACGAUCACAUGCUGUUUUGGAGAUCAUUGUAAAAAGAAAACAGAAGAAUAAGUACCGUGGUCAAGUUUUACGUGGAAAGCUUGCACUUGUUGAUCUUGCUGGAAGUGAAAGAGCUUCUGAAACAAAUAUUGGAGGCCAAAAGCUUAGAGAUGGUGCAAAUAUUAAUCGUUCUCUUCUGGCCUUAGCUAACUGCAUCAAUGCAUUGGGGAAACAACAAAAAAAGGGCCUUGCAUAUGUUCCAUAUCGGAAUAGCAAGUUGACACGGAUUCUGAAGGAUGGUCUUAGUGGAAAUUCCCGUACUGUCAUGGUUGCAACAAUAUCUCCUGCAGAUGACCAGUAUCAUCAUACAGUAAAUACAUUAAAAUAUGCUGACAGAGCAAAAGAGAUUAAGACACACAUUCAGAAAAAUGUCGGCACGAUUGAUACCCAUGUUUCAGACUAUCAGAGGAUGAUUGACAAUCUGCAGGUUGAAGUUUCACUUUUGAAAAAGCAACUGGAAGAAAAGGAGUUACAGCUGUGCACUAAACCAACAGAAAAAGCUGCAGACAAUGAGCUAUCAUGGUUGAACAUUUUGAGUCAUGAAACAAAUGAAAAUGUUCAGGAACGUAUAAACUUACAGAAAGCAAUGUUUGAACUUGAGGAAACUAAUAUUCGUAACCGUAUUGAGCUGCAACGUCUUGAUGAUGCCAUUGCCAAGCAACAGGCCACUGAAAAGGAUGAAGCAGUUGUGCAAGCUCUAAGGUCAAGGAGGCAAGUUAUUCUUGACAAUAUUCGUGAUAAUGAUGAGGCUGGGUCUGGCUACCAGAAGGAAAUUGAAGAAAAUGAGAAACAGCGCAGGCAGCUGCAAAAUAUGAUUGAAGAAGCCAUAAGAAAUAAUGGCAACAAAACCUACUUGCAUAUUCUCAGUCAAUAUCGCCUCCUGGGAAUGGCGAAUACUGAACUUCAGUUUGAAAUAGCAAUACGGGAUCAAUUUAUACAUGAACAAAGAGAAGCACAUAAGAAUCUGUGGAACUUGCUCAUGGCUUCAGGUCUUGACCAUAAACAGAUAAUGGAAGUGGCUGCUAAGCAAGGCAUUACCAUAGAGGAUUGGGGUAGACCUCCUCCUCCUCUGGGACUUCCUAGCACAAAGCAGUCACCUGCUCGAGUUUAUGGCAGGUUCCCACAUUUACCAUCAUAUCCAGGAAGUCCUGGCUUUGUUCAUAACAGACAGCCAUAUGCUUCAUCUGCAUGUCUACUCCAGCAUCAACAGGACUUCAGUUCCAUGUCCUGUUACAAUAGUCCAUGGGACAACCGUACCUUGUGCAGACAAGAGCACCAUAGCUCCUUCUAUUUACUGUCUCAUGACCACUCACCAUCAUCAUAUCUGGGGACCAGAAAUCCAAGUGAAUAUUGGGCUGCUGCAGUAGAACCAUCUCAGCGUUUCUGCUCUCCGGAUAAACAUGCACAAGAUGCACAUGGUUCUCUGCACCCAGAAAUGCAAAACAAGUCUUGCUAUUGGAACAAAGACAAUUGUGUGCCUUGGGCUUCUUUCAAAGAAGACUAUGGUGGACUGCAUAAGGGGCCAGAUGCUUGCCAAACAAGUUCUCAAUUAAAGGCGACUAAAGCACUUCACAGGCCUUCGGAUCGCGCUCCUCAUGUGCCCAAUUCUCAGCAGGUAUACUGUGCUGCACGCGGCACUUCCUAUCAGAGUUGCCCGGAAUUAUCCAAGUUACAACCACCACCCUUUGCAUCACCAGGGAUGAGGACUCUCAGCUCCCUCACCGCUGAAUUCCGAGGUCACCCUUUCGGUUUUGUAUAGAUUCUGUGUUGAUGUAAAUAUAUCAAUCUUUCCUCGAUUUUGGCUCUUCCACGAGGUGUAUUUUUCAUGAUAUGCGCGUAACCAUCACAUCAAUCCCUGCCUUGUGAUUGAAAAAUCAACCUUCACCAGUUAAUAUGCUUAGGAAAAUGAGUCCUGUCAUUUGAAAAAUGCUUGUUUGCCAUUUGAUUAAAAGAAAAACAGCAUUAUCUGACAAAUUUAACCCCAAAGACUAAUUUGGAUUUGGAAUUCUUCAGUAAAAGGCAGAGAUUGAUUUGUCAA
Messenger RNA from Nymphaea colorata (pocket water lily), 3602 nucleotides. RefSeq names its product kinesin-like protein KIN-8B. Bases 867 to 3323 code for a protein of 818 amino acids. The record is from RefSeq and is a predicted model, not a curated record. The transcript has 16 exons. Gene Ontology annotation, molecular function: microtubule motor activity; microtubule binding; ATP binding. Gene Ontology annotation, biological process: microtubule-based movement. NCBI's taxonomy places the organism in Eukaryota, Viridiplantae, Streptophyta, Magnoliopsida, Nymphaeales, Nymphaeaceae.